AGGUGCAGGCUCUGGCUCAAAUACAACGAAUAUCUCUAGUCUUGUUUCUGUUUCCUAGAUUCUUAUCUCAUUCCACCUCCACGAGUGGUCAUUUAUUGCUAAUAUUUUCUGCAGAAGUAGGAACAACCUCAACCUCAAGUACUAGAAAACAAGGCACGCACGUAAUAUUUUACAAGAUGGAGGAGCAAAUUCUGGUAGUUUCGCGCAAUGGGCAGGUGCAGGCCCACGCGCUAAAAGGUGCAACGAGCGGCAGCACUAUCCUCGAACGGUGGUCAUGUCCUUCUGGCGCUGGGGCUAGUCCGGAAACUCUAGCCGUGUCCGGGAAUGGUGGAGUCUUUGCCGUCUCCCAGCACCCUGAGAAGGCCUUGCUGUUUGUUUUCCAGAGCUCGACGAUGAGUAAAACGUUGGCAAUCGAAGAAGAGGAACAAAUGUUGAAUAAAAUGAUGACCACGUCGACAGGGGGAGGAGUAGGAGUUUCCUGUUCUAGCCUUUUCCAGGAUCAAACUGUUGCAACAUCAAAAGCAGGAACGAGUGGGAGUAACAAGAUGGGAGGAUCUGGCACCUUUGGUGCAGCUCCUUUCUAUCGCGCCUCGUUGCCCGAAAAGCUCGGUUGCAUGCUCUUUUCGGCUUGCGGUGAAUACCUUUUCGCAGGGUCUGAAAGCGGCAAAAUCUACGUGUGGCAUGUUCGGACGGGACAGUUGGUGAACUGCUUCCCCCAUGCACACUACCAGGCCGUUGCGACGUUGGCACUGUCCCCAAGUGACGACUUGCUCGUAAGUGGCAGUCAAGAGGGGGGCGUCGCAGUCUGGACAAAUUUGUACCGCAAGAACCAGAGUUCGAGUCAAAGCAACGAACUUCGAAGAUGGACAGGCCACACUCUCGGAGUCACAAAGGUACUUGUUACACGUCUACUUGUUCUACAAAAUGAAAAACGUCACAUCAAACUUGAUUUGAUAUGAUGGAAUAUCAAUAUUCUUUCUGAAGGUUGUUCUUGAGAAAGUAAUCCACAUCCAAAUCUAUGCUAAUACUUGCUAACCCUUUCUUCAUCGUCCCUUGAUGAAGAUUAUUAAAAUUCUAAAAAUUCUAAUUAUUCUUCAAUUCAAUGAAGAGGGUACAUCAGUUGAAUGGGCAGCACUAAGAGCCCUCCUAACGACCUAAAAAAUGCAGGUUCUCUUCUGCGAGGAUGGUGGCAGCGUCGUGUCUGGUUCUCUGGAUCACAGCGUCCGGCAGUGUGAUAUCUUCACCGGUCGCGAACUUCGCAACUUCCAGCUGUUGAGUCCUGUGCAUUCCCUUGCCCUAGGCCCUAGUGGCGAUUUGUAUGCGGGGUUAUCAAGAGGAUGUGUCAAAAAACUGUGUCUAGGUGGUGUAGUUGUGUCAGCACCUCUCUCGUCAUCUACGACGACGUCUACGCGCAGUACUACCCCUUCGUCAGGAGUAGUAGACUUCAUCCUACCAGCUGUUGGAGGAGGGCAGCAUCAAGACAUAGAGGCUGCCACAUCAACUAGUACUGCUGCGACUCAAGCUCAACACCUCGCGAUAACUUCCAUGUCGCUCUCUUACGAUGGAUGUUUCUUAGUAGUGUCUGACGGCGUCGAAGCACGGAUUUAUGAUACAAGAGGAGAGGAGGUUGCCGAGACCGGAGAACGGAAAAUGCUAGGACGAAAUAGCACGCUCCUUAGUCCUGCUGGUGAACUUCAACAUAGAGGAGCAGGUGCAGGAGGCCAGCUAGUGCGAACAAUCAAAGCACCAAGCAGCUCCAGUGCAUCAACCGGUGCACAAGGCGGUAGCUUAUCAGCCCUCUCCGCUUCAUCCACAAAUCUUAUUUCUGCAGUACAUGUCUGUCCCCGACUGAAAAGCACUGGGACAGCCUUAACAAAUAAUAAGUUGAGCAUUCGAAAUAGUGCUGCCUCGACCAGGACAGUUGGAGGAUCAGGAGAAGCUGGGAAUGCCGGUAAACACAAGUCCAUGAAAGUGUUUCAAGCGACGCAUGCACCGACUUUGUGGAGGCCGUUGCAACGUGCAGUGUGCGGGAACGACGUAUCAUCAGACAAGGCUGCCAGCAUGCUGAAGCGCGCUUUGCUGAAUCCGCUACCAGAAUUGGACGACACCGCGAUGGAAGAGUCUUCUACUACGACACGAAAAAGGACAAAAAGAACACAUGUAGAAGUUGGUGGUCUACGAGCAGGAUUACAACAGCAUGUUGUUGAGAGUAGCAGCUCUUGUUCUUCUUUUACCCCUACCUCUACUACGGCUACCAAUACUUCUGCAUGUGCUGGAGUCACACAGAUCAUGCAGCAACAAGUGCAAAUAGAAAUUCCGUCACUUGCUGAUGCGGUGCUUCCAUUUUACGAAAAGGAGAAGGAAGAGAUGCGGGAGAGACUUGAGCAGGCUGAGCAGGAAGCAGCCAGAUGGAAAGCGGUUGCUAAGAGCCUGUACGCUGAAAGAAGUACAAAGUCUCUGGCGGCCAUGCGGUCUGCUGGAGCCUAGAAAACCUGUGGAGCCUAGACUGGAGACCUGCUGACUCACGUCAACUGCAGCUGCAAGUAGAACAGUAGAACAACAGUUCCGCUAGAACAAGAAUUGCAACUUUGAUCUACUAUGUCCCCUAGGUAAACAAAAGAUAUAGAAGACUUCUAAAGAUAAGAAGCAUGCGAUCUCCUAUUACUAGAUUUAAUAGGCGUCGGCUACGCCUCCCGACAUCAAGACGACUUCUUCUAUGCUACCUCCAACUCGUCAUACUACCCCCACGACCCAGCAGUGAUGCUUCAGAAGUAGAUUCUAUCAAUUUGUAUCUCGUUCACGACUUUAUUUCCGCGCUGGUCUUCGGAGGAAAAAAUUACUUGCACUGUCAAUAAGAACAAGAACGAUGCUGUUCGUUUUGAUUUGUGAGAGUGUUCUUAGAGUGAGGUAUAAUUUAC
Messenger RNA from Amoebophrya sp. A25, 2918 nucleotides. NCBI's taxonomy places the organism in Eukaryota, Dinophyceae, Syndiniales, Amoebophryaceae. The record is from the annotation of a GenBank genome assembly.